UGUUGUUGAAUGUUCAGUAAAUGCGAGCGAAGUUGCAGAAGGCUUGGGGUGUUUUAUAGCCACUCGCUUUCGCACAUGAAAUGCCAGCGAUCAUCACUGGUCCAAUUUAAUUCCGUUGUUGGAGCUUGUCGCUAACCAUGGCUCGCUUUACAGAUUUUAAUAUUAGGAGAGACUCGAACAUUUUUCGCGAGAAGGAUAGGGAAUCGUACAAUGGUUAUAUUUCAUCGACCGUUUCUUCUCUUGACAAACCUCCGAAUAUUAUAUGUUGGAGUUUCUUUAACGGAAAGAUCAAAUUUGGUCCUGUGGAGGCUGGCUUUGUUUUCAUCAUUUUAUGCGUCGCUUGGCUGAUAUUUGCUUCAAUCCCGCAAGCUUGGAUGUUAGCCGUGUGUGGGUUACUACAAAACUUGAUGGUUGUAUUUUUGCCACUCGCCUGCUUAGUGUGUGUAUUUUACUGGGCAGAACUCCUCGUGCAAAAAUACUGCAAAACUCGUGUAUCAUUAGCAGUAUUCCCUAUUUGUGCAAUUGGGGAAUUUAGUACACAUAUUCUCUUCGAUGGAGCGUUAUUUGACGGGUCAGACUUUGUGAGGAACAGCUUUCUAUUUACACUCAUUCUAGCCGGGCUCGUAUCGGCGACUUUUCAUAGACUCAAUCUUAUUCCCUCGUCUAUAAUUUUACUGCUUUUAACAGUUGCACGGAUGUGCUGUUGGAUUACAUCAUAUGAGUUGCAAUCCUGGUUUGGGCCAGUUCUAGCUUACUUCGCUGCAUUCUCAGGGUUGAUUUUAUCAAGAAAUGUGCAAAACUUAUUCACAUCCCCGCCAGCCGAGGUAGAAACGAAAGUUCCUAUAAUUCGACGCGCGCGCCGUUCUAGUAGUGUUUCAUCUAACAGUAGCCUUAGCAGUAGAAGAAGAACCUCUCUUCCAGCUUUAGGGCUCCAAAACAAGGGUCUAGUGGACUACACCACAUUAGGGGAGGCCCAUGGGAUGAUCUCAGAUCUACUGGCGGACUCCAACCUUCCCACGAAUGUCGCCAGUACACUGAAGCUCAUAAGCACCAUGAUAGCCCCGCCCACUGCAUUCCACGCUGGGGCCGGCCCAUUGAUGAACCGCAUGACCCCCCUGGUGGAGAGGUUCCGCCAUGAGUCAAUGGAAGAUAAAGAUAAAGUGAAGGAUCAGCCAGAUCUUAAAGACGACAUGACGCUUCCUAUGGUUGGGCGUCUUCGUCGCUCGCUCGGGGCGUCCGGUCGCCGGAUGUCGAGUACCUAUACCACCACCACCUCCGCUACAGGGAUGCCAACCGUGGACCCCGAUCUUAUGCUCCAGUCCGCCACAGACAUGUUGCCUGGCAACAACCCGCGGCUCAGUCUCACCUCCGAGACUACCCUGCAGAAUACUCGGGUACCGGAAAACUAUCCCAAACACAAAAUCUUCAGUAGUUUAGCGUCCCAGGGACGAACGAACCCUCCGGGGUCACCGAGCUUCGGCCGGAAAUCACCCGACCGGUCUCCGCCCUCGCCGAGUUUAUUACGGAGGGGGUCCGACCGUGUUAGUUUGCUGUCGCAUAGGCUUAGUAAAGAGGACAUUAAAGAAGGUAUUUCGGAGGUUUCAAAUGAAGCAAAGUCGGAGGGUGAAAGCAAGAAGGAGCUCUGUGCGGACGACAAGUGCAUUUGCUUGUGUCACGGUAAGAAAUCGGCGAAGAUGUCCGUGGCACCGGAGGAAUUCGAGUUGCCUCGAUCCGAGGAGCUUACGCGGUUGAUGGACAAAGUUACAGAUUGGAAUUUCCCGAUAUUCGACGCAUGCGAACACGGCAAUAUCCUAGUACAGGUGUCAUACCGCAUUUUUCAAAAUGCUGGGUUCUUUGAAAUAUUCAAGAUCCCAGAGAGGAAGUUCCUGAAUUACUUCUUCGCCUUGGAGAGCGGCUACCACAGCAUACCAUAUCAUAACAGCAUUCACGCGUCGGAUGUGCUUCAGGGUGUCUACUUCCUAACGACCGCAAAGAUCCCUGGGUUUUGCCCGCCAGGGACACCCCAGAAGCUUGGGGACAACGAGAGCGAUUCUGACUCAGACAGUGGCAUCACUUCCGGUGUCUUGGGAGAGGGGGAGGAGGACAAAAAGGAUGAUGAUGGGGGAGGGGACUAUGGGGCGUUGGUUGACGUUAUCCCGUUGUUGGAGUUACUCUCGUUGUAUACAGCGGCAGCGAUGCAUGAUUAUGAUCAUCCUGGAAGGACCAACGCCUUUCUGGUUGCCACCUUAUCACAUCAGGCCCUCUUGUAUAACGACCGGUCUGUGCUUGAGAAUCACCAUGCUGCUGCAGCUUUCACUCUGCUUAUGUCGGAUCCCAAGUAUAACUUCCUGUGCGAGUUGAGCCCGGCGGAGUUCAAGCGCUUCCGGUUCCUUGCGAUCGAGGCCAUCCUUGCCACUGAUCUCAAGAGACAUUUUGAUAUACUGUCCGACUUCAACGCCAAGACGGCUGAGGGCGGAGUUAACUGGGACAGUGAAGCCGAUCGUUUGUUGACGCUGCAGUUCUGUAUCAAGAUGUCGGACAUAUCUGGGCCUUCAAAACGGCGAGACAUUCACACGCUGUGGACGGAAAGAAUCGUCGAAGAGUUCUACGAACAGGGUGAUGACGAAAGAGCACGUGGUAUGGCCGUAUCUCCAUAUAUGGAUCGACAGCAGCCGCACGUCGCCCAAUUACAGGACUCGUUCAUCAACCACCUGGUUGCCCCGCUCUACAAUUCGUACGCGAAUGCCGGGCUUAUACCAGGAACCUGGGUCGAGAUGGAAGAGAGCUGCCCGGAAACGGAUAGCGACUCUAACGACACCGAUGAAGAUCCAUCUAGCGCCAGCAACGACGAGAAGGCGAAAAAGAAAAAGCCGCGCCGACCGAAGCGACGUAAGAUCGUAAGCGAGUUAACCCAGAACAUCCAGAAAAAUUACAAGAUGUGGCGGCAGAGGGCGAAGGAGAUGGAGCGAGAGCAAGCGAAAAGCGCACACGAAGGAGAAUCGAACCCUGAUGACAUAGACGAAGAGCCGGACGAUGAACCGACCACCAUCGUCAUCACAGACACGCCCAUCAGGGAGGACACCAUAGAGGAGGAGGAGAACGGCUCAGAGUGUAGCAGCACCACGGCGUAACUGUAAAAAGGUCGGGAUUACAAGUAGGGGAGUAUCUAGACUUUUCCUGGAAUAACAGGUAGCAGGCCAGGCAAGUAUGGGUAAAUUUAGGAAUUUCUUGGGAAUCUAGAAAUUUCUUGGAAAUUUCUAGGAAAUUACAUAGGGUUACAGGUAGUAACUCUACUCCUGGGAAGAAGCUCUACGUGAAUGGUUCGAUAUUUCAGGAAAAUUUUACAGAACAAAUUACCAGAAAGCUUGAACUUCCCAGAAAUCUGAACUCCAGAAAAUAGAACACGGAAACAUAUAUAUUCCAGGAAAUAGCUCAGGCAGCAAGAAAAUUUCAAGGAACUCUGGCAGGAGAAAAAUAAACCAGAAAUGCUGGUUGCGAUUACUAUAUUAUUCCAAAAAAUAGGAUGUUUUAAGGUAAUUGCGUCACGUGUAGAUAAUUGUAUAGAUACAGUUAUAUAAUUCGGGGUAGUUCUAAAAAAAUUAGGAUAAUAGGAGAGCAGGGCCUGUGAUGCUGUCAAAGGUAAACAGAAAGCAGGUAAUAUCUGCUUGAAUGAGUUAUACUUAGACAAGCAGGCGUUUUUUAAGAAGCGCUCGUCAGACAGUCUUUGUUGUUUUUAUGGAGCAUCUGAAGGUACAUUAUACGUGAAAUUUCAAAAAUCCAACUGAAAACAAAGUUUUUUAUUCAUUUACCAUAUUCGAUCAAUAAUUCUCGCAUCAGCUUCCCCAAGUUAGCCGAUGGAAAUGGAUGCUUUCUCACACUUGGUAGGAUUAACGAAUGGCGGGUGACAGAAACUCUAUAAGCGGUUAUAUAUUUAAUGUAGACAUCAUAGCAAAUUAAGAACUUUUAUUAUAUAUUAAUAUUACAAAUAGAUAAAUCUCUUGUUUUUAAGGGCUUUUAUUGACAUGGUAUCGAUUUUCUAUAUCGGUCAAUGUAGCAAUCAUCAUUUUUUACACAAAUUAACCAAAGCUCCCAUGGUACCCUUCAUGACUACGCUUUGAGCGAGUUGCUAUGUGUGCCCGAGAAAGCGACGUUGUAAAAAAAGCAAAGUAUAUGUAAUAUAUAUAUAUCUAUAUAACUAUGUAAUAUAAUACAGAGGUAUAGCAACAAAUAUGUAGAUAGUAUGUAUAGUAGCUGUAGAAACUUCUGCUUUAUCAGCAAAUAGAGAAGUUUGUAAAAUAUUAGUAGAGCUACACACGAUACUAGCAACAACCUCUUUUCUAGCUAGACACGAUAUUGAGAAGUUUGCUUUGGACGAAGUUACCGAACUAUCUCACGUUCGUUUUACCCAGCGCGGAAGUUUUAUCACUUUUUUGAUAGAACUCCCCUUUAACUGCUCAGCGCUUGCUACGCCGGUUAUAUAAAAUCAAUUGGGACAACUGCUAACUUUAAAAGCAUGUGAACAAGUAGAGUCGCUUUUAUGCUGGUGUCGUGACGAUAACGUGACCAACUAGUAACGCCCCUGAUACCGGGUCGUUACGAUAGCUUAUUGACCAUGUCAGGGGCGGAUCUAGGAGCUCUAAAAAGGGGGGCCGUAGCAAGGGUUUCAAGACGUGAUUAUACCGUGAGCGUGACGUGAUUAUAUCGUCUUUUAACCUGCGGUCGGAUCGUAUCCAGCUGCUGAUUUUGCUUUGUAUACAUGCCUGUACGAGUAAAAUGAUUUAUCUCUGUCUGAACGUGGAGAGGAAGGAAAUUGGGAAUUGAUGGUUCUAAAUCGUCCCAAAAUAUCUAGUGUAGCUAAAAGGACUUGCCGAUACUACCCUCGAUGCAUUGCUUUUGCGGCCAUCCUUCUAUUCAAUAGCCUGCUAGCCGGCUCUCCGGAGGGCCGGCUAGGAGGCUAUCUGUUACACAAAAGAAUAGUUUUUUUUUUUCAAAGUUUUAGGUGACAAUACCUUUUUUGGUUCUAAAUGGCAGUAGAAAGUCUUAAAAAAUCGCCAAAAAUAUCACAAAAUGUGAAGUAUUUAGAACUUUUGGACUGAAGAAAGCAACAGGCGUGCAAUGCAUUCUGGGAAGGCGAAAUGUCUUCUUUAAAAUAGGCCUUUUUAAAAGGUGCUCCCUCUAGUUCGAUAACGUAUACUCUGUAUUAUAGUUUCACAAGGACCUAUUCGCGACGCCUUGUACAGACAAAUAAAACGCGUGACACGGGAA
Nematostella vectensis (starlet sea anemone) is the source of this 5265-nucleotide messenger RNA. Its product is annotated as cGMP-inhibited 3',5'-cyclic phosphodiesterase A. Bases 138 to 3131 code for a protein of 997 amino acids. The transcript is spliced from 9 exons. The record is from RefSeq and is a predicted model, not a curated record. NCBI's taxonomy places the organism in Eukaryota, Metazoa, Cnidaria, Anthozoa, Actiniaria, Edwardsiidae. Gene Ontology annotation, biological process: signal transduction. Gene Ontology annotation, molecular function: 3',5'-cyclic-AMP phosphodiesterase activity.